AUGGUAGAAUUGUUUAUUGAAAAGUUGUCAUAUAGUUCGUGCCAAAUAUUCAACCCUUUAGGAGAAUUCUCACGCAUGUUAGAUUUGGGAGUUGAGUCUGAUAGUUUUCUUUCAGCUUCUUUGAGUGAAAUGGAGCGGACUCAAUUUCAAUAUCACAGUGGUGCACUUUCAUUCGGUGGAACACCAAACUUCAUGAACAAUAAAGUCCCUUAUGAAAAUAUGAGGUCGUUAAGAGGGGCAACAAUUAAAGAGGAUGAAAGAAGCAACGCCUCUGAAGGUGAAGAUCAAGAUAGUGCACCAAUUGAUAGCAUCAAUCCGAUAUUAGAGCAAGAUCACAGUGGUGCAUCUGCCUCUUACAUAACGCAGUUGAUUAUGCCAAAAUUAAAGAAAAAGCUUGAACUAACUCCCGGGAUAAUUGCGACGACAAAAAUAUUUGGUGAUUGGGAGAAGUCUUAUGCGACGCUACCUCAAUAUCUUGAAGCGAUCAAAAGAAGCAAUCCUGGAUCUGAAUACAAACUUAUAACCAAAGAGAUCAAUCCGGGAGUUUACCAAUUCAUCUCUGCAUUUUGGGUACGUGGCUUUUUGGGUCAGCCACAAUUGGAAAAUGCUCUAACGGGAAUGGACCUCGUCAUUAUUCCUGCCGGUGUUCCAAGAAAACCGGGAAUGACGAGAGACGAUUUGUUUAACAUCAAUGCAGGAAUUGUUCGAACUCUCUGUGAGGGCAUUGCUAAAUGCUGCCCUAAUGCAAUAGUAAAUUUGAUAAGCAAUCCAGUGAACUCUACAGUUCCUAUUGCAGCUGAGGUAUUUAAAAAGGCAGGCACCUACAAUCCUAAUCGUCUCUUAGGAGUCACAACCCUUGAUGUUGUGAGAGCCAAUACUUUUGUGGCUGAAGUAUUGGGGCUUGACCCAAGGGAGGUUAAUGUUCCAGUUGUUGGUGGACAUGCAGGAGUUACAAUAUUGCCCCUCUUGUCACAGGUGAAACCUCCAUGUUCCUUCACUUCAGAAGAAAUAAAAUCUUUGACUGAUCGCAUUCAAAAUGGCGGAACAGAAGUAGUUGAGGCAAAAGCUGGGGCUGGAUCCGCAACUUUAUCAAUGGCAUAUGCUGCCGCUAAAUUCGCAGAUGCAUGCUUGCGAGGAAUGCGGGGUGAUGCUGACAUUGUAGAAUGCUCAUUUGUGGCUUCUCAGGUGACAGAGCUGCCAUUCUUUGCCACCAAAGUAAAGUUAGGUCGUGGCGGGGUUGAGGAGAUUUUUCCUCUUGGGCCUUUGAAUGAAUUUGAAAGGUUUGUCACUAUCACUGGAUGAGACUUUUCAGUCUUA
Molecule: messenger RNA, 1317 nt
Organism: Asparagus officinalis (garden asparagus)
Lineage: Eukaryota; Viridiplantae; Streptophyta; Magnoliopsida; Asparagales; Asparagaceae
Product: malate dehydrogenase, glyoxysomal-like
Exons: 9
Coding region: 1-1302 (433 amino acids)
Biological process (GO): malate metabolic process; tricarboxylic acid cycle
Cellular component (GO): chloroplast; cytoplasm
Molecular function (GO): L-malate dehydrogenase (NAD+) activity
Source: RefSeq, a predicted model, not a curated record